GAACUAUUUUAAGGCGUUUCACUUUUCAUGUUGCUUCAACCAUCUAUCUCAAACGCCAUUAAAGCACCAAAGAAACCAACUCCCAACAGCCCAAAGGCCAACCAAGCCACCGCAAUGCUUGUCCAAUUCAUUGGCCGCUUUCGCCAAAUCUUCAAUACCAUCCAGAACCAAGCUAAUUUAUGCGCAUAAAGAGGCUUCGAUCAAAGAACCAUCUCAGCAUCUGCUUGUCGCUUAGUUACACUGCCGAGUCUAAGGGAUACAGGUGUCCGUCCUCGGCCAUGUUGUUCCAUCCAAGGAACAAUGCAGCUCUGGUUUCAAAAGCCAACAAAAAAACCAAAAGCUGAAGAAUUCUUAGAAGUUCUCUAGCUCUCUGAGGAAAAUUGAAACCUUUUGGGAGUUCUCUUUAUACCUGCUUUUCCAUUUUUGGGUGAAGGAUAGCUUGCUCUGGUGUUGCAGCUUGUUACCUUUCAAGAGGACUCCCCUCCCGUCUCUCGUCCCAAUGCUUCUUUGUCAGUUCUGUUCGAGGCUCUUCAAGAGUCCUGUAGAUAGCAACUACAAGUUUCGCGCUUCCGUUGCUUCUUUGUCCAGCUACAAAGCAUGGAUGUACGCUUUUCUCUGAUGGCUAUAACUAUGCCGUGCGAUGAACAUUUCCAUAUCAACAUGUGUCUCUUUUUCUUUCGCCUGAGUUACUGUUUCAGGACAGCUUUGAGGGCUUCGGUCUGCUGUAUCCCAUUCGAACUUUCUCAAAUACCGUGGCGAAAGGAGAAAAGACGGCUCACCAGAGUCGAGACUUCCCCGGCGUGGCCGCUUGACUAGGCGAAACUGCGGCAAUUGCAGCUUCCAGCUCAUCAUCUUCUUGUAGGAACUCCUGGAAGUUAUGAUCUGAAGACUUUGAACCCCGACGCCAUUGCUCUCUGACCUUCCCGUCGUCAGGGCCCCCAGGGAGCAGCACGCUUGGCCACUCGCCGAAGUUUCUUCUGACUACAAGAGUAUCGAGGUAUAUCGCCGGAAUCUUCCAGCUGGUCGACUAUGCACAUUCCAGAAGACUCCAGUGAAAGUUCAGGCGGGAGUACCCCGACAUGGUCUGUAUCGGUACCUUCCAUUCAUCAGCAGGUAUGCUGAAAGUACGGGAUCUUUCUAAUUUUCGAUAUUAUCCGCCUCUGUAGUACCUCUUCGUCAUCUUACAUGGAACCGGGAGCGCUGUAUGUGCAAAUGCAACCUUCGGGCAAACCCGCAUUUGUCCGUCGGUCAAGAAGAUACAAGACCCCCGGCUCUUUGUUAGCAGAUGCACUAUUUAAUCCUCGCCCUAUCGUACAGAAGCAUAGCCAAUAUCAAGCGCCAGAUACCAACAGAUUUGAACCAGCAAGCCCUCCUGAACCCCAGCAGAUUCCAGUACCAUCAUAUGAACAGUUUCUACAAUAUCCGCCUCCCCAGCAGCACCCAAUACCGAAUCCACUAGCCUCGUUCCCGAACGACAUGGCGCAGAAUUUGGUGCAAAUCACCGAUCCUUGUGAGGCAUCGUUCCCCAAAUGGGAACCUAAGAUAGGUAAACCCGCACUUUUGGUUAUUGCAGAAGGUUUCUGCGGUCAUUGCUCAACUCGAUUCCCUCAUAUGUGUUGUCAUUCCUGUGAUUGCAGGAGGCGCCGGAGAAACCGAGAUUACAACGGGUCCAAGAGAGGAUGCGAUCGCAUUGCGCGCAGGAACGACUGUGGCUGUACGAGAGAAGAUAGUUGUAUGGACAGCAGUAGUGAAAGCGAUGUCCCGGUUAAGAAGCACAGCCAUAAACACAAGAGAAAAGGAAAAGGGAGAAACAAGAGUUUUUUGAAGAAGUCCGCCAACGACGUAUCCGACAGCAGUGAUGAAGAGGGUCAGAGCGGACGUGUGCGCUUUAGAGAGCCAGUGCGGCCGGAUAGGCAUGGUGCUAAUCGUGUUGGCUCCGGGAUAUACGACCCAAGGACCGGUACUGUGCAUCACGCUAAUCGCACAGAUGGAACAGGCCACAGACCUGUGCCUACCGUUGAUGCGAGCAUGUACGCAAACCAACCGACGGUUCCCACACAACAGAAUUUGGCAUAUGCUCCUGGAUACUACCCACCUCAUCUGCCACCCCAUCCUCAUCCAGAUAGUAACGCAGCGAUACCCACCUAUCAACCCUCGCAUCGACCAGCUCCGGAAUGGGCUGCACGAACUUAUUACGAUGAUGAUCGAAGGAAUUAUGAAUCGAACACCGACGGUGAGGUAGCAGAUUCACGUAGCCAUAGGAGGAGAAGGCGUGGCCGCUCUCCUACGCCUACGCCGAUUGCUACCCACGAUUUACGAUACCCAAAAGAGGAGCGUAUGCGAAGCCCUGGAAGGGUGAAUGUACCCGACACGUACUAUGAUCCGCCCGAUACCCCUUAUCAUUCUGACUACCACUAUGUUAGGCCUCGCAGUCCAGAUCGAUACGAGCGGUAUCCACGCGAUCCGCCCCGCGAACGCAGUUAUUCAAGACGCAGGCCGGUGCCAGGAUCCCGUACCCCAGGCCCCCACUCCGAGCGACCGCGGGUGGUCGAGAUGAGGCGUGAUCGACGGCCUGAUGAACUCGACCCACCGACACGUCCGAGGCGCGGGUAUUAGGGUCUGUUAUUUUUAUUUAUAAUAUUGGGCUGCUCGAAUGCUCCGCCAUAGUCAUUUCCCGAACUUAAUGCUCCCAUGGAAGUGAAAUGUAUUUCUUUCUCAUACAAUUAGUAUUAUUGGCUACUGAUUUGCACAAGGAUAACAGCCAUUCUUCAUGGUUCUUGCUUUCUUAUUUGUUUGGAGGAACUUUUGUUAUCUAAUAUAUGUAUUUAUAUAUAUACACGUAACAGCUGGUCUGUUCAGAUGCUAUACGCAUUCGCUCCGUCCUAUUUUUUGAUAUCAUGAUUUGCAUGGUCGGAUUUUUGCCAGCUCCGGAGCGAGUGUCCGUUACAUAAUAUAUAGUUCUAACGUUAUCCAUGAACACCUUUUGUAAUGGCAUACUUUUUUUUUUCUUUUUCUUUUUAUUUUAUUUUAUUUUAUUUUAUUUUUUU
Messenger RNA from Blastomyces dermatitidis ER-3, 3047 nucleotides. RefSeq lists its product as hypothetical. The transcript has 2 exons. The coding region runs from base 1186 to 2616 and encodes 476 amino acids. Lineage: Eukaryota; Fungi; Ascomycota; Eurotiomycetes; Onygenales; Ajellomycetaceae. The record is from RefSeq and is a predicted model, not a curated record.